Molecule: messenger RNA, 557 nt
Organism: Phanerochaete carnosa HHB-10118-sp
Lineage: Eukaryota; Fungi; Basidiomycota; Agaricomycetes; Polyporales; Phanerochaetaceae
Exons: 1
Coding region: 85-432 (115 amino acids)
Source: RefSeq, a predicted model, not a curated record
UUGCCAUCUAUCCCACGGCACACUUGCCUCAGCUCGCUUUGCACAGUCAUAGCGAUACCGCCCAUCCGCACCAACUCGUCCUUCAUGUUCUUCUCCCACCGCCUACCGGCAGCUCCGGACGAAAUUUACUCGUCUUGUCUCGCGACACUAUACGAGGGCCAUGCCCUCUGGUAUCCAGAGCCGCACGUAUCGGGCGAGCCGCAGAUCGGAGACGUCGGCUUCAUGCGCAACGGCGCGUUCGUCAGACUCUUCAACCUCGACACCUCUGCACCCGGGAAGAAAGUCGUAUGCUGGGAUCCACCGUUCAAGGUCACAGAGGACCUGCCCCGAAGCGUGUUCACGAUCGAUCCCAGGCGUUGUCCUCUCGUUCCCGCCCACUAUCCCAGUCACGGAGUUGAGGUCAAGCAGAAAGGCGCCUCGGCGGGCAUGUGAGUACGUUUACCCGCUCAAUCGGUCAAUUUUACUGACAGUUCUGCAGAACGGCUGGUGCCAAUGUAUCGGCGACUCUCAGUGCGGAGUAUUCAUGCAAGGCAGCCCAAGGCGCGGUGCUUGAGUUG